AUGAGUGACAGGGGAGAAAUAGAAUCUAACGAAAAAGAUCAACACCAUACAGAAGUUGGAUCAGUUCAAAGCGAUGAACAAAAAGAUGAAUUGGUUCAAAAAAUUGAAGCUGAAACUCAUCACAAAGUUCUUGGAUUGAACUAUUAUGCUGAAUCCCAGAAGAUCCCACAAGAAGAAAUCGAUGAACUUUUUCCUAAAAUCAGAAGAAAAAUCGAUUUUAGAUUACUUUCUUUAUUAUUUAUUACUUAUAUGCUUCAAUUCUUGGAUAAAUUAAGUUUGAAUUAUGCUAAUGCUUACUCGUUCAGUGCCGAUUUAGGUUUAGAUGUUGGUCAAAGAUAUUCUUGGGUUGCAAGUAUUUUCAACUUCGGUUAUUUAGCUGGGGCCAUACCUGCCAAUUAUAUUGUUCAAAGAGUUCCUUUAGCCAAAUUUGCUGCUUGUAGUUUAUUUGUUUGGAGUGUUUUGUUAGUUGCUCAUGUUGGAGCUAAAAAUUAUGGUGGUAUUUUAAUUCUUCGUUUCCUUUUAGGAUUAUUAGAAGCUCAAGUCAGUCCAAUUUGUAUGAAUAUGGUUAAAUUAUUUUAUAAAAGAUCAGAUCAACAAUUUAGAGAAUUUUGUUUCUUAAGUGCUAAUGGUAUUAGUACUAUGGUUGGUUCAUUAUUAGGUUUUGGUUUGGGUCAUGCCAACUCAGGAGCUUUAAAACCAUGGCAAUUAAUCUUUUUAGUCAUUGGAUUAAUGAAUUUUGCUUGGUGUUUUAUUUUCCUUUACUUUGGUCCUGAUUCUCCUGCUGAAGCUAAAUUUUUAACCGAAAGAGAAAAGGCUAUUGUUAUUUCUGUUAUUUCAACCAACUCACAAGGUUUACAAGAUAAACAUUAUAAAAUGAAUCAAGUUAAAGAAUGUUUAAUUGAUCCAGCAGUUUGGAUUUUAGUAUUAAUCGGUCUUGGUGCAGGUAUUAUUAAUGGUGGGGUUUCUAAUUUUGCUUCUUCUUUAAUUAAAGGAUUUGGUUUCACUGGUUUAGAUGCCACAAUUCUUCAAUUACCAACAGGUGCUAUUGAAUUCGUUGUUAUCUUAGGUUUUGGUAUUUUAUCAUUAUUUGUUAAAAACACCAAUUUCAUUGCUUUAUUCUUUGGUUGUGCUCUCCCAUUAGCUGGUUUAAUUGGUAUUAAAUUGAUUCCAAAUUCAGAAAAAUGGGCUUUAGUAGGUUGUACUUGGUUACAAUAUAUUGUUGGAUUACCUGUUAUUUCAUGUUGGACUUAUUUAGUUGCAAAUGUUGCUGGAUCAACUAAGAAAACCAUGGCCAAUGGUAUGUGGUUUUUAUUUUAUGCUGCAGGUAAUAUUAUUGGUGCCAAUAUUUUCUUUGCAAGAGAAGCUCCAAAAUAUCAAAGUGCUAUGACAGCUUUAAUUAUAUGUUAUUGUGUUAUGAUUGGUCUUGAUGCUUGUUAUUUCGUCUUAGUUUAUACAAGGAAUAAAAAGAGAAAUCAAUUACAAGGUGGUCAUACUGAUGAUGUUCAACAACAAGCUAUCCUUGAUGGAUAUAAAGAUCAAACUGAUUUUGAAAAUAAAGGUUUCAGAUAUAAUUAUUAA
Molecule: messenger RNA, 1578 nt
Organism: Yamadazyma jaroonii
Lineage: Eukaryota; Fungi; Ascomycota; Pichiomycetes; Serinales; Debaryomycetaceae
Source: the annotation of a GenBank genome assembly